AUCUUAAUAAAAAAAACACCUUUUUCUGCCAUGUUGGAACCCACCCCCGCUAACGCAUUUUGAUGAAGAGAGCGAUAAACAAUUGUAAUGAUUGCGUUUAUCCCACGCAGCCGCAAGGGGGAAGCAGCCUCUUGCUCUGAUUGUGUGAAGAGCGGGGGCUGCCCUUGGUUUUCUCCGAGUGGGGCGGGAUGUGGGCUAAACCACGCACAUAUAAAACAAAACGUUAUUAAACGUGCGACAUGUUUGCAUGUUACGACUGUACCUCAGAACUUCCACAUUUUACCACAAUAAAACAGCCAGCACCCACGAACUCUCUGCGAGGUGUAACACCUAGCGGAAAGUUACAUUCACACAGCGGAGUAAUCCGUCCCAUCACCGCAGCGUGCUACUACCAUAGCUUGUCAAAUAUGCGCGGCUCGGCCCUAUUUAUGCAAAUAAAGCGUUCCGUGGACCAAUGUUAGCGUUGUUAUUGGUUAUUGUGUCCGCCCCCGGAAGUAGCUGGUCCAGCGGCCUUGGGGACCCACGCCGGCGGGUUUGUGUUGGAUGCCAUGGCGGCUCCGGGAUGCGAGGGCAGGGGUGUCCGGGUCCGGCCGCUGUAUUCUUGCGAGCAUUGGGAGAUAGUGAAGCCUUCGGUGAGCGAGCUGACCCGGGAGGUUCGCAACAACAUCCUCUGCACUGUGACAGGAUGCGGCAAAGUGCUCCCCAACCCGCCGGCUCUCAACAUGCACCUAGUGAAGUCCCACCGCAUCCAGGAUGGAGUGCUGAAUCCCACAUUAAGGAAAGAUUUAAAAGCUUCACAGAAAUUAUAUUGUUGUCCAAUAGAAGGCUGCCCAAGAGGAACAAACAGGCCUUUUUCUCAGUUUUCCCGUGUUAAACAGCACUUCAUGAAAAUGCAUGCAGAAAAGAAGCACAAAUGUAUCCAGUGUGGGAGCAGCUACGGCACUGAGUGGGACCUGAAACGCCAUCUUGGUUAUUGUGGAAAGACCUUUCAUUGCACCUGUGGCUGUCCUUAUGCCAGCAGAACUGCUCUCCUGUCCCACAUUAAUAGAACUGGCCAUGAGAUUCCAGUUGAACACAGAGAGCCCCCUGUAAAGAAAAAGAAGAUUGAAGCUGCUAUGAGAAGUCUUGAAACCAUGAAUGAGGCAAGACUUCCUGAAAGUGAUCUCCCUUUGGCUUCACAAGAUGAUCAAAUGGCAGAUUUAAAACUAUGCACUGUUGAAAGCCUCAGCAGUUCCUGCUUGACAGAAAGCAACCCCUCACAGCCGAAACAAACUCAAAAAUUGCUGCUUCCAAAGUUGGCUUUACUCAAGCUCCCAGUAAUGCAGUUUACCCAUCUACCUGUUUUGGUCCCUUCAUCUGCUUGUUCAGUCAAACCAGUGCUUGUUGCAGUUAAAGAUUCUGUUGCAACUUCUGUGCAAAUAUUGUCUAAUUACAAUGGAUCAAUUGUCUCAAACCUGGAUACAAACACUGCUUUACCUGCUGGUAUUGUAUUGUCUAGAAAUACAGAUUCUAAUACAGUUGGACCGGUAAACUCUUUUGUGCAAGUCAACCUAGAUAAACCGGUGUCUAGUAACAUCAUGUCAGAUAUGGGCAAUAUCUCCCAAAAGAACCGGAUCACAUCAGAUGUUCAGACUGACAUAUCGUACUUUACACAGUCUUUAUUACCAGACCCUCCUUGGACUUCUGACUCUUGUGUCUCAUCUUGUUCCCAAACAGACUUAUCAUUUAAUGCACAGAUCUCACUUCCAAUCAGCGUUGAGACCCAAACACUACAAUCAAAUUCUGAGUUGCCCUACAGCACUAAGGCUGGCAUGUCCAUCAGUCCUUGUUUCUCUGGUGGGAUUUCUCGUGAGACACAAACAAACACCGAACUAUCGAGAGGGGCGACUUUACAGGUGGACCAAGCUGUUAUGUGUGAAAAUAUAUUUACUGGCGGCCACUCUUUUUACACUGUGUCAACCCAAACAAGUAAGGCAGAAAGUAGGUUUUUGCCUGGAGCUUUGGACCAAAGUUUAUUGAAUACAAAUGAUGUUCAGCAAAUAAGAGAAGAGACUAUAGGCUUCAACAAUCAGAAUGGGGCAUUCCCUAAUCAAAACAUGACUGAUAACCAAACACAAACCAUGGAACUCCUUAGUGACCUUGAAAAAAUAUUAUCUGAUAAUAUGUCCGGCCAGCCGUUAGAUAAUCGCAGUCUGUUAUCAGUAGAAAGUUCAGGAGGGGAAGCAAAUUUGUCAUCUAAUUGUACGCAAAACCCAGGCAUUGAUUUUGACAUAGAUGAGUUUUUUUCAGCCUCCAAUAUUCAGACACAAACUGAAGAGUGCGAGUUGGGGAAUCUCGCCUCAGAAUAUCUAGAUAUUGAAACCCAAACAGACUUCCUGUUUUCUGAGGACUCUGCCCAGUUGUACUCUAACAAAACCAACUCUAGCAUUCUAGGUAUGGAGAUGUUUGAUACUCAGACACAGACUGACCUAAAUUUCUUUCUAGACAGCAGCUCUCACUUGCCAUUAGGUAGCAUAUUGAGACAGUCUAGCUUUUCAAUGAGCACAGACUCAUCCGAUGCAGACAGCCAUGCAAAUUUAUCUUCUGAGAGCAAAACUAACGAAUCUCACAGCAUGGAAUGUCAAGUACAGCAAAACAGUGCUGAAACUCAAACAACUGACAGCUGCUUUGAAACACUAGGCCAUUUAUUUCUCACAAGCAAUGAGACCCAGACUGCAAUGGAUGACUUCCUUCUUGCAGACCUGGCAUGGAAUACAAUUGAUUCUCAGUUUAGUUCUGUUGAAACACAGACUUGUAAGGAGCUUUUCUCUUUGUUUUCAUCUGAUAAAUCCCAUAACUGAUUAGCACUCCCAACACUUAUUAAUGCUCAUAACUGUGUAUGAGUGUUCUUCAGCCCAAUAUAUUUAUGCCCUUUUCCUGGCUGAAGCGAUAGCAGUCUGUCAUUUUCUGACCCCUCUCACUGUGAAGAAACUUGCAUGGCUUACUGUUAGCUGAGAAACAAAAAAUAUCUGUUGUGUAUUAGAAAUUAUGGUAUGUUUCCAUCAACCAUACAAGGAUUUUCAGCUACCUGCAUGCUGAGAGGUGUAGUUAAACGUUAGAGCCAUGUGUGAAGAUUCCUGUUAAAAAGCCAGUGACACAAAAAAUGAAUGUUUUAUUUGUAUAUAAUUACAUUUGUAUUUUUUGACUACACGUCUAAAAAAUGUGUUUUCUAAUAUAGGUGAUUAUAUAAGCUAUUAUGCAGCUAUGGGGCUGCUAUUUGGGUUCUAGAUGGCUAGAGCCCAUAUUUGCAUAGCGAAUAACAGAUAUACUACAUAGGUUGCAAUGUUUUAAAGGGUAGUUUACCAUUAGGUUAACUUUUUGUAUGUUAUAGAAUAUCAUAUAGUUGUUAAAUUAUUUGCCUUUCUCUUAGUCACUUUCCAUCUUUCAGAAGAUGGACUCUGACUCCUGCAGGCAAAAACCUGCCCUGGGAGGCUACAAUUUUGUUACUUUAUUAUAUUUCUUUCUAACCGGGCACUUCCCUAAUAAAUUCCCAGUCUCACGUUCAAACCAUUGUCUGGUUGUUAGAGUAAAUUGCACCCUAGAAUCCAAAUAGCUGCUGAAAUUCCAUACUGGAGAGUUGCUGAACAAAAAGAAUAGUAGUUUAAAAAUCCCAAAAUAUUCUGAUAAUAUCAGUCUACCCCAUGCUAAAUGUUAAUAUAAAGGUAAACUACCCUUUUUAAAUGGAGAUAUCAGGGUUAAAGAUCAUUUAUGGAUCUCUACCACCAUUUAUGGUAAGGCCAUUUCUGCCAUGAAAUACUUUGUGCUGGGCAAAUAUAUAUCACCUUUAACCGCAAAUAAAAUACUUUCAUGUCUUGGUGUUACAUGCCCUUCUUGCACUAAACAAUUGUGCUGUAUCACAGAGAAUGUCUUAUUGGUUGUUAAAAAAAAAACCAGAUCUAAACAGCAUGUAUAUCUAUAUGCCACGUGUAGAGGUUUGGACUAUUUGUAUAUGAUAGGCACACCUAUAAAGAAAAGCACUUUAUUUUUGUUUUCUUAUGUAAUUUAUUUAUGCUGUCAGAAUAACUGGUCAACCAAGUAUGUGUGCUUAAUUUAAAUAAAAAAUACUAAAAUUGU
This is a messenger RNA of Xenopus tropicalis (tropical clawed frog), 4113 nucleotides long. It is a transcript of the gene atmin, whose product is annotated as ATM interactor. Gene Ontology annotation, molecular function: transcription cis-regulatory region binding. The coding region runs from base 549 to 2840 and encodes 763 amino acids. Gene Ontology annotation, biological process: positive regulation of transcription by RNA polymerase II. NCBI's taxonomy places the organism in Eukaryota, Metazoa, Chordata, Amphibia, Anura, Pipidae. The transcript has 4 exons. The record is from RefSeq and is a predicted model, not a curated record.